Argiope bruennichi is the source of this 3691-nucleotide messenger RNA. RefSeq names its product D-glucuronyl C5-epimerase B-like (gene Hsepi). Gene Ontology annotation, biological process: heparan sulfate proteoglycan biosynthetic process. The transcript has 6 exons. NCBI's taxonomy places the organism in Eukaryota, Metazoa, Arthropoda, Arachnida, Araneae, Araneidae. Gene Ontology annotation, molecular function: heparosan-N-sulfate-glucuronate 5-epimerase activity. The record is from RefSeq and is a predicted model, not a curated record. Bases 259 to 2145 code for a protein of 628 amino acids. Gene Ontology annotation, cellular component: Golgi apparatus.
GUAACCAAACUUUGAUGAUCGAAGUUGUGUUGAAAUUUUCGUUAAGUGCAGACAGAAGCGCGAGAAAGAUUUCUCAAACGAUUCAUCUCUGAUUGGUUAACACAAAUGAUACCAAUACUUCAAAACUUGAUAUUUUAUACUGCUCAAACGAAAAGUUUCUACCCACUACUUAGGCUUUGGAUGUGACAAGAUGCUGCAUAGAAUAAAAUGUUCCAAGCAGCAGAAUCUGAGUAUGUCUCCUAAUGUAAAGAUUGCUGGAUGAAUUCUUUUAUCAAAGCAAAAAUUAAUGCUGCUUCUAGUCUGCUCCCCAACAGCAUUAAUAGUGAACAAAGUGAUUCACCGAUGAGGGUACGGAUUAGCCUCAAGCUGCUGCUGGUCGUUUUUACCAUAGUUGUUAUUUUUACCACAUUUUCUUAUUGGACAAACUGUGGAACAAUUGUCACUUCUACUGAGAAGCAGUGGCAUAUAAAUGAACCUUGCAACAAACAGUCAGUGAAAAAAUCCGAACCCUCAAGUGCAGAUUUCUUCCGCUUGGAGGAAAAUGAAAUAGAUGAAGAUUUACCUGAUGGAGAGCAACAUGUUAAUUUAAGAAGUGAGCUUAGAGCGCUGGAAGAAAUAGAGUGUUCCAUAAACGAUGAAUAUUCUGUUUCGUGCAGACAGGACAAUGGAGAAGUUUAUGUUCCAUUCUCAUUCCUUCACAAAUAUUUUGAAGUUUAUGGAAAGAUAGUGAAACAUGGGGGUGUGGAUAAGUUUGAUUGGCAACACAGUUAUUCUAAAGUAUAUUUUCCCAAGCAAAAGUAUGAUCCAAGCAGUGUAUUUCUUUGGUUUGAGAAUUACAAUGUUGAAGUACGAGAUCGAGUAAAGUGCAUCAGUGGCAGCGAAGGUGUUCCGGUAUCAACCCAGUGGGAUACUAGAGGCCAUUUUUAUCCAAUUCAAAUUGCUCAGUUUGGCUUGAGCCAUUUUAGCAAAAACCUAACUGAACCACCCCCUAUUUCUAUAUUUUUGGAAGAUGGGGAAACUACUACUCAUAGUAAAUGGUUACAUUCUCAACACAGUGGAACAAGCCUGAGAAAGGUUUUUGAUACUGUAGCUGGAAGCACUGUUUUGGAAUUUAAGACUAAAGGUGCUGACAAAGAAAUAUUAUCAAUCGAUGAAGGUAUAGAAGAAGUAACUUUGUCUUGUGAUUUAAUGUUGAUAGCAAAUGCCAGUUUAACUGUCAUAUUACAUAGUCCUGGGGACCACACAUUGUAUAAAAUUCAUUAUAUUAUGUCCGACGUGUUAUUGUCAUUAGUUGACUCUGAAGUUUAUUAUGGAAUUGGAACUAAUGCUCAGUGGAAAACAUUAACAAGAGAUUUGGUGAUCGACCUUAAUAAAGGUUUACCAUCUGUACAAAAUAAAAGAAAAAUAGCGAAACCUCGGAAUUUACGAGUCCAUUCCAUUGUAUUAAAUGGUUUUGGAAGAAUUGAUAAUAUAAGUUUGAGUUCCACCGCUCAUAUGGCACAUUUUUUUGCUGCAGCCAACUGGUUAGUGAAUCAUCAAGAUAAAAAUGGUGGUUGGCCAAAUAUGGUGACUCGUAAAUUAUCUAAUGGUAUGUUAGAACUUGCUCCUGGCUGGUAUUCAGCUAUGGCACAAGGUCAAGCGAUGUCCUUGCUAACUAGGGCAUUUAGAGUAACUGGUGAUCUUCAUUAUUUAGAGGCAGCUUUGCAUGCUAUAAAAUUAUUUAGUAUUCGUUCUGAACAUAGAGGAAUAUUAACCACGUUUCUAGGAAAAUAUGUGUGGUAUGAGGAAUACCCCACAAUUCCAAGCUCAUAUGUGCUCAAUGGUUUUAUAUAUUCUCUCUUUGGAUUAUAUGAUGUACAACAAAGUGGUAAUCAUCAACUUUGUCAUGAAGCUGGAAAACUCUUCCAAAAUGGACUUGUGUCACUUAAAAAAAUGCUGCCUCUGUUUGACACAGGUUCAGGUUCAGUAUAUGAUCUUCGUCAUUAUUCGCUUGGGAUUGCACCCAAUUUAGCUCGUUGGGAUUAUCACAGCACUCACAUCAAUCAGCUUCUGUUCCUCAGCACCAUCCAUAAUGAUCCCCUGCUAAAAUCUGUAUCUGAUAGAUGGACGGGAUAUAUGAAGGGAAAAAAGGCACCACACAACUGAUGAAUUUAGUCUAUUUAAGUAUGUAAUAAACAUUAAUCUUGCCAUGUAUUUUGUAUAGAAACUUGUUGGAUUAGUAGAAAUUUUAACUAAUAUCAUAGUCUUUAAUUAUCCUAUCUAUUUUAGCAAUUAUCUUCAUUGUGCACUUGUAAAAUUUACUGUAAUAUGUGAAUAUAAAGAUAACCUUUGUUGUUAUUUUUAUUGCAAAAACACUUUUGUAAUUUAAAACAGAGGCGAUUUUUAUAAUUAAAUAUUCAAUUACAGUAAAACAAAACGGGUUUUUGAAUUCAGAGAUGCUGUUUAACAAACUAGUUUGCAUUUUUUUUUCUCUUUUUUUUUUACGUGAAAUAAUGUUUCAUUAUAAUUUUUCUUUUCCAAGGUUAAUACUGAUACAGAGUUUAGCACUUAUAUAUGAAAUAACAAAACAUCAAAAUCAAUGUUAUGCAAAAUUAUCAUGUUUUUUGAUUUAUUGACACUCUUAAAAAUAACUCUAGAUCCGUCCAAAAUCAAACUUUUAUUAGCAAUGACAACCUCAUCUAUAGUGCCAGAAGUUCGUCACCAGGAUUUAUUUCAAAGCGUUUACUUUUUAUAGUCUAACGUAUCGAUAUUCAUUUUUCAAUAAUGAUAGUAUAUUUGUUUUCCCAUUAACUUAUAUCUGCUGUGGGGAAUAUGGAGUACUGUUAUAUGGAAAGCUUUUAAAAAAGGCUUCUUAGUGGUGGAUUCAAUCCAGUUGUCCUGAUUUUGAAUUGUUAGCAAUUUUAUGGGUUCCUUGACUUUUUUAAAAUUAAAAUGUAAGUUUCUCUUUUCUAUGAGGUUAAGGGAUGUCUCUAAAUGAUGCUCUGUGAACUUUUGUUUUAUUACUGGAAUGAAUUUAUUGAACACUUGAUUCUUCACGAAAGAAAGUUUACUUUUAACUAGUUAUUUUAAAAUACUUGACUAGUGUAUUACCGUUAUUAUUUAUUUUAUUAUGAAUUAUUCGAGCAUAUAUUUAAGUCUUUUGUUGGUUGUAUAAAAUAUGCAGAUAUAUUUGAAAUAAUUGUUAUUAGAAAACAGAAGUGUAUCUUGUAUCCCACUGUUCUUUAUAGUAGCAAUUAAAAAAAGUGACUGUUUUUCUGUUAUUAAGUAUAUAUGUGAACAAAUUUUUAAAUAUGUGAAAAUAAAAGAAGCUGACGAGAAUAUUCAAAAAUAUUAUCAAGCAAAAAAAUCGAAAAUAGCCAACGUAACUUUCUUCUUUUUGUUAAGUGAAAAUGUAAUGUAGUGAAAUAUACUAUUCCAAUUUCUUUAUCAUGUUUACCUUGAAUAUGAAGCUUCCUCUUAAAAAUUUUGGAAAUAGCCUUUCUGUUGAGAAAGUGUUUAUAAUUUUACAUUUAAAAAUUGAUGAUAAAAUUUUUAAAUAAUCGCUUAACUCCAUUAAUAUAAGCCACGUUUCAUAUUACUUUACAUUUAAUCCGAAAAUUUUAUUUUCUUAAAGUUUUUAUAAAUUUUAAUUACUAUGUGAUACAUCAGAUUUUGCAUUAUUUUAAAUAGAUUGAAGGUACAUAAAAUUAAU